Messenger RNA from Oncorhynchus tshawytscha (Chinook salmon), 9030 nucleotides. RefSeq names its product proline rich 12b. NCBI's taxonomy places the organism in Eukaryota, Metazoa, Chordata, Actinopteri, Salmoniformes, Salmonidae. The record is from RefSeq and is a predicted model, not a curated record.
CCAUAUCCCCCUCCUCCUUCUCCUCCCCUCCAUUCCUCUCCCCCUCCGUGCUGAUCGCAGUCUUGAGGACUUGCUAGUGAAUCGGGAGAAAUAAACAGACACUGAGCAGAGGGGAAAAAGGAUACAGGGAGAGAUAGCGUGCGAGAAUUUAAGACAUCUCCUCCCCCCCUACCCCUCACUAUCUCUCCAUCUUCAUCCCCCGUCUUUUCUUUAAUGGAAAGAAAUUAUCCUGGUACAGGGUUCGGUGAUUUGGGCGCUGGUACGGGAUGGAGUUACGAGAGAUCGGCCAAGGCAAGCCUGGUGUAUGGGAGUUCUAGGUCCUCCCAUCCGGACUCAGAACUGCUCCAUCGCCAGGCUUAUGGCACACCCCACCCUCUGCAGGGCUACGCAACCAAUCACCAUCCUGGCAGCUCUGGACAGGGCGGGGCAUGGGGGGCUGGGCGGAGUCUAGGCUUAUCUGGGCUGUUUGAUACUGGGCUACACCAUGCCAGUCCCUCUGGUCCAGACCCAUCUGUCAUGAACUUGAUUUCAGCACUAGAGUCCCAGGGUCGGCAGCCACCCCCCUCAGCCUCCUCUCUCCUCUCCCAGUUCCGAACACCCUCCUGGCAGACUGCGAUGCACACUCAGCCAGAGCUCUUCAUCGGGUCUGGCUCCUUCCCCUCCUCCUCCCUCUCGGCCUACCAGCACCCAGCCUCCUUUUCCGGGCGGUCCUUCCCUGGCUCCUCGCUCUCCCUCCAGGACUCCCCCACCUUCAGCCCCACGUCCAACGGCCUCCUGUCCCCCCACGACCCCCUGCUGCACAUCAAGACACCCUCCCAGUCCAGCCUGGGCUUCGACCGUCUACUCUCCUCGCAGGGCGCCGCCUACCGAGGGUCGCAGGACCCCACAGGCCCGCCGCAAACCUCCUCCUCGUCAGGCCGCCACCUACCCCCUCCCCAGUUUAACCUGCUGUCCUCCCAGCUCCAGGACCAGUCCUCCCAGUUGUACAACGCCUCUGUGUUCUCAUCGGCACCAGCCCCCCCGCCACCCCAGGAAAGGGCCAUCCCACGGCAGGACAGCGUGAUCAAGCACUACCAGCGCUCCUCUCCGGCUCAGUCGCAGCUCUCCUCCUCAGCCCCCCAUCCACUGCAGCACUACCUCAGCUGUGGGGCAUCGGGGUACCAGCAGAUUUCCCACCACCGGCAUGGAGGGGUGUCCUGCAGUCCGCUGGGGGAGCCACGCCCUUCAGCAGACUCCAAACCCUCCCCCCGUUCAGACCAAGUGUACCGCCCCAUCAUCCAGACCCCGUACACCUCCUCAGCCGCCUCCUCGUCAGGGUCAGGUGGAGGUCUAGGGAAAGGGGCUAAGAACUCCAGCUCCAGUAGUGGCUACUCCUCCUCAGGCUCCUCAUCGUCCCGAACUCCCCACACCCCACCCUCAGCCUCCUCCACCUCCUCGUCCUCCUCAAACUCCAACCCUAACCCUUCCUCCAGCUCUUCGUCUGCCCCCUCCAGACAGCAGCCCCCAACUCAGUCGGUGCCCCCUCCCCCCCCAGUCUCAUCCUCCCCAGCCCAGCAGCCUCCUCCUAAACCCUGCCUGUCAGCAUAUGGCUCCCCUGUGGCCCCCGUCAAGCCCACCGCAGGCCUCCCUGGACAGACACCUCCCCAGCAGCAGUCAUACUCACCCAGCCAGCCCCCUCCCUCACACCUCCCCUCCCACCAGCCCUAUGGGGGCUUCAGCUCCCAGGACCUGACCUCUGGCCCUGGGAGUUCUGGGAAAGGGUAUGGAGGACUAGGGCCAGGAGGCCGCUCCUUCUCUGCCGAGGUGGUCUACGGGACGGACUCAGGAUACGGCUCGCUGCCUACCUCCCUUGGGGGAGCAGGCAGUCCCUCGUUGGGAUACGGUGGCCCAAGGCACUCCCCUGCCCUCCUGGGGUCUGGAGGGGGUGGAGUGUCAGCAGGCAGCGGGGCAGGGUCCGGGGCUGGUGGAGAUGGAUCAGGAGUUGGUGGUGCAGGAUCAGGAUCAGGUGGUAGCAGCUCAUACCACCUCCCUGACUCCAGCCCUUCUCCCUCCAGCAUCAUUCGACCUGGGCUGCACUCUCCUGCUCCCGCCCCUCCUGCCCAGUCCCCCGGGGGAAACAAAUACCUCUCCUCCGUCCUCUCCCCUGCCUUCCUGUCCUCUCCGCAGGGCUACCCCGACACCCGAGGCCCCCAGCCACAGUCCUACCACCCCACGCCCCCCAAGCCCAAGCAAGACACUGACAUGCUGGGAGUAGAGCGCUCCCAAGACGAGGAAGAUGACGAGGACUUCCUGAUCCAGCACUUGCUGCAUGCCCAGAGCCCUGCGUCCCACCCGUCCCAGCACCACCCCCAGCAGCAGCCGCCCCAGUCCAUCACUCAGGCCAGGGAUGGGGGCAAAGGUCUGGCCUACGACCUGAACAAGGCCUCUGAGGAGCGCUACCACCUCCAGAGCGUCAUCCGCACCAACAGCGCCACCAACAGCAUGGUUCCCGGUACUGCAGGUAACGUCAGCGGAGGUGGCCUGGAGAGCCAGCUGGAGAUGUCUCUGAAGAAACAGCAGCAGCAGCAGGCCAAGAACGAACAAGGGCUGUCUGGAGCAGGGGCCAGCGGAGGAAGAGGGGGGGCAGACUCCCUCUCACAUCCCAACCCUCACGUCCCCUAUCCGCAGCAACACGACUCCCUCGGCUCAGUUGUGCAAUACGGCAGGGGCGACCCUUACUCCCAACACCCUCACUCCCAGCACCCCCACCAUCCCUCGCAGGUCCCCUCACAUCCCCAACACACCCAGCACUCUCAACAUGCCCACCCCCACUCCCACAUCCACCCUCACAUGGAGCUCAAAAAGCCUCCCGACCAGUCCGAGCUGCCAUACCUGCGGAAGACACCCGAACUGCAGCAGCAGCCCCGACAGCCCCAAUCCUCCCUUUCCCUCAUGGACUCCCCCCCAAACCAGCCCCAGCAGCCUCCCUCUGCCCACAUGCUCCAGUCUGUUCUGUCCCACACUACCCGCAACAAGAUGGACACCCAGCAAGCUGCUUCUCAGCAGCAGCAGCACUCCAUGAGUCAGCAGGCCAUGAUGGGGGCAGGUGGAGAGGCAGAGCCUGGGGGACAAGUGGGGGUGGAUCCCCAGCCCCAGGCUCAAUCCCAGCUGCAGCUCCAACUCCAGUCACAGGCUAUGGAGGCCCACUACUGCCAGAGCCAAGCCAGCCAGAACUCGGUUUCUCCUCUGGACAUGCUGGAGCGCACCCUGUCUCGGGCCAACAGCAGAGACAGUGGAGGGGCCGCGGAUAGAAGUGGGGUGGGGGGAGGAGAUGGGGGCAGUAGUGACGGACACAGACAACAACAGCAGCAGCACAGGCUGCCGUCGCAUCACCACUCCCAACAAACUGCCUCCAAGCUUCACAACUUCCUCUCCGAGCCAGACCUGGGCAUAACCACACCCUCCCACCUGCACCACCUCAACCCACACCACCCCCACGUCCAUCACCAACAGCAGACCCACCCGCACCACCCCCUCCCGCACAUCCAUGCCCACCACCACUCCCACCACCUGGAGACCAACGCAGGGCCCCAGCAGCAGCCUCCGCCCCAUCAGAGGGACGAGGAGCCCCAGCUCUGCCAAUCCCAGUUGGACCAGCUCAAAGAGCACCAGUUUGACACUGUGAGCCCCGUGGGGAAAGCGGGCCAGAACCAAGGUCAGCAGCAGCAGCACAGGUUUGUGCCUCUGACCUCCAUCUGUUUCCCAGACUCCCUCUUACAGGAUGAGGAUCGCUCCUUCUUCCCCGGCAUGGAGGAUAUGUUCUGCUCUGAUGACUACUCCAAGUCGAGCUGCGCCGGGGGUCCUGGGGCAGGCCAAGGGGUGCAGGAAGGUAUGUCUGAGGCACGUGGACAGGGACCAGACAGCAUGGAGGACGUCAAGACCAGUGAUGGAGGAGGUGUGUAUGAUGUGAUGGGUCACCAUGGCGACCAUGGUUACGGGUACUGCCACGGCCUCACGGAAACAGAAAACAGCACCAUGCAUCUGGACCUGGACUCUCUGAAAACCCAUGAGCUCCCCUCCACUGUGAACACAGAGCAGCUCGGCCUCAUCCAGUCCCAGACUGGCUUGGGGGGUCCAGAGGGAGUUCCUGGGGACAGCUCCGCCAACAAGAUGAUUGGGGGUACAGGCGUGGGUGGAGGUUCUGGUCUGGCCGGGCUGACGUCGCCUAUCUUCUGCUCCUCCCGACCCAAGAAGCUGCUGAAGACCAGCUCCUUCCACCUGCUGAAGCAGCGCCGCGACCCGCAGCCGCAGGCCAAGAAGAACUACGCCCAGGAGUACGAGUUCGAGGGCGACGAGGACAAGGCUGAUGUUCCCGCUGACAUCCGCCUGAACAGCCGGCGGCUCCCUGACCUCCUCCCCGACCUAGUGUCCAGCUGCAGGAAGGCUGGAGGAGGAGGGGCCUCGGGGAUGGGCUCCCUCAGCCCUCUGAUGGGUGACCUGGACUUCUGCUACCCCUCCCUUGGCCCCCCUCCACAUCUCCUACCCCACGACGGGCCCAAGAAGAGGGGCAGGAAACCAACCAAACCCAAACGUGAAGGGCCACCUCGGCCCAGAGGGCGCCCUCGCAUCCGCCCGCUCCCGGAGCCGCCCUACUGUAGGGGGCUGAUGGGAAAUGUAGGCGGGGAGACCCGCAGGGGGCGUGGGCGGGGUAGGGGGCGUGGCAGGAAGGAGGAAGGGAUGAUAGAGAUGCACCGAGACAUGAACAAAGUUCCCGACCUCCAAUAUCAGCAACAACAACAGCAGUUCCACCAACAACAGCACUUUCAACAACAGCAGCACCAACACCAUCACCUCCAACCGCAGCAAAAUCUACAACCUCAACAUCAACAGCAGCAACAGCAGCAGCACCUACAACACCUUCAUCAACAACAACAAGCACAGCAUCCACAGCACCAUAAAACUUUCAAGCCUAUCAAGAUCAAGCUGCCUAUUCCCUCUGUGUCUCCCUCUGACUCCUUGCUAAGGACAGACUCCCUGUCCAGCACCGACCCGGUUCUCUCUGACGGAUCAGUGGGCUCGGCUCCCUCCCUGGGCCUGAGUCCUGGACCCACUGCUGGGAUGGACAUGAACAUGACCAGGAGCCAGGAGAAGAUGAAGCAGAAAGCUCAAGCCCAGGAGAUGACGUGGGAGAGGGACAUGGAUGAGCAGCUGACCCCAGAGGCUUGGGCUGCCAUGCAGAAGCUCUCCAACAUGACAGAGGACAAGCCCCCGGAGCUGAAGUCUAAUUUCAUGGCCUCCUUCCUGGACUUCCUCAAAACGGGGAAGAAGCAGCCUGAAUCUGGACCUGGUGGACCACAAGACCUAGGAGGGCCAGUGGAAGGAGCUGAAACCACAGACUCUUCCUCCCUGAAGGGUAGGAUCCUGUCCCCGUCUCCCCCUCCACCGCCCCCUCCUCCAUCCCCUCCGUUUGGGGACAGUAGCGAGGGCGAGGAUGGGCUGAGUCCCUGUAAGCGUCUGGACGACGAGCUGAAGAGGAACCUGGAGACACUGCCGUCCUUCUCCUCCGACGAGGAGGAGGACUCUGUCAGUAAGAACCAGGACCUGCAGAAGAGCAUCUCCUCGGCCAUAUCUGCCCUUUACGACACGCCCCAUUCACUGGCUGCAGCCGUGGCUCUGCCCCCACCCAGCCCAUCUCCGCCCCAGAGCCCAUCGCUGCCACCAACGCCGCCGCCCGUGGUCCAAAUGCAGGAGGACGUAGCCGAUCUGGAGGAGCAGGACAAUGAAGUAGAGACAAACAUGCAACUUCACAACACACAGGCCAACACACAGCCAAAUACACCAUCCCCAGAACAGGAAGGACUGAGUGGGAUGGACAGAGUGGAUGAACGACAAGAGGAGAUGGAGAAAGAGAAGGAGAUGGAGAAGAAGAGGGUAAAGGAAGAACUGAAUUUAGAGUCUAGGGGUGUGGAGGAAGAAGUAGAGGAGAGAGAAGAGGAGGAGAGAGAGCCUGAGUUUGAGAUGCUGGAUGCUCCUAAAGUGGAUGAUUCUCCAUCCGGGCCGCCCCUACCCCCUUUCUCCCAUCCCUCUCCCCGUCCACUCUCACUUCUUCCUCCCCCCCUACCUCCCCCACCACUCUCCCCACCCUACCCUCUGCCCUUCCAGCAUGAGGAUGAUGAAGAGGAGCAGCAGCCGUCCCCCCCAACAAACCCACCACCCCUCCACAACCCCUCCACCUCUCCUCCCCCAGCUCCUCGCCCCUGGCCCUGCCCUCUCCACCCUCCCCUUCCCCUGCAAUGCCCCCUCCACUACCCCCCUCCCUCCUCCUCCCCUCCCCUUUCGGAUGCUACAGAGCUGGCCCAGCCUUCCUCCUCACCCUCCUCUUCCCCACCCUCACCCCCCACCCCUGAGGAUGCUCCAGCCUCCAAGAUCACCUCUCUGCACCUGGCCAAAAAGCAGGACAAUGCGGCCAUUGCUGGAGAGAGCGAGGAGGAGGACAGCGAGAGUGGCGGCGAGGGCAUCUUCCGGGAGAGGGACGAGUUUGUGGUGCGGACUGAGGACAUUGGCACGCUCAAGAUGGCCCUGCAGACCGGCCGUGAGCCACCACCCAUCUGGAGAGUGCAGAAAGCCCUGCUGCAGAAGUUCAGCCCUGAGAUCAAAGACGGACAGAGGCAGUUCUGUGCCACCAGUAACUAUCUGGGCUACUUUGGCGAUGCCAAGAUGCGGUACCAACGCCUCUAUGUCAAGUUCCUGGAGAAUUUCAAUAAAAAGGAUUAUGUCCGUGUGUGCUCACGUAAACCCUGGCACAGACCUAGACUCAUGUUGAGGCGUCAAUCACUCCCAUCGCUCCCCAAGCCACCUCCCCCUGCCAUCGGUCAAACUCCACCCCGAUUGGAGCGAGAUGAGAGGGAGCGGAAGGAGAAAGAGCAGAAAGAGAAGGAGCAGAAAGAGAGGGAGCAGAAAGAGAGGGAGCAGAAAGAGAGGGAGCAAAAAGAGAGGGAGCAAAAAGAGAGGAAGCAAAAGGGAAAAGAGAAGGAGCAGAAAGAGAGAGAGGAGAGAGAAGAAAAAGAGAAGAGGCAUUCACCACCUGAGGAGAAGGUGGAGAGAAGAAGCAGUGAAGUGGACCGAAAGAGAGUGGGGGAGGAGAAGAGAGGAGGAGCAGAGAAGAAGACAGAGCGCCCAUCGAGGGCCAGGCUAGUGAAGGUGGAGCCUCCACCCAAGAAGAGGAAGAAGUGGCUGAAGGAAGUCCCCUCUGACUCAGACUCCUCCCUCGAUGGGCCCAGCGAAGACCAAGCCCCAGUGAGAGGGGGGAUGAACAGUCGAGCCAUGAGGGAGAUGUUCAGGAGUUACAUAGAGAUGCUGGUCAGUACAGCACUUGACCCCGACAUGAUUCAAGCCCUGGAGGACACAGACGACGAGUUGUACCUCCCGCCCAUGAGGAAGAUUGACAGCCUACUCAAUGAACAAAAGAGGAGACUGUUAAGGAGAGUCAACAUGAGUGGCCAACACCAGGAGACUCUGCAUAUGUUCCCCAAAAUGACGGCGGACCCCCUGGACUCUGGAGCGGUCAAAGUGCACUUCGGCGGCGAGUGCUACAGCCGUAAAACACUCAACCGCGUCAAGAAGAGCACCACGCCCAAACAGCAGGACCUCAAGCUGUCCACAGAGACGUGUCGUGUCUAUAGCCUUUAUCAUUCUCUCCAUCACUACAAGUAUCACACCUUUCUGGACUGCAAGAAGGAGACGGACAGUAUAGAGCAGGCAGCGGAAGACCCUGGUCAGGAGGAGGUGGUGCAGCAGUGUAUGGCUAACCAGGGCUGGCUGGAGACCCUCUUCAACUCCUUCCUCGACCUUCUAACCCUCAGCACCAAAGCCUGAUGAGGGAGGAGGGGACACAGUCUGAAAUAGUGCACUACAAUUGGCCAGGGCCAUAGGGCCUAUAUGGAGAAUAGGGUGCCAUUUGGAAAGCAGAAUGUGGGUUGGAGAAGGGAGGGGAGGGGGAGGUAUACAGUAUUUGGGAGACAAAGCAAGAGAGUUGGAGUGGAGAACACUGGACCGUACCAAGAUGGAGAGAGAGGGGGGUUUCAGACCCUACCAUUCUAGUUCUUUCCCAGCGAGAAAGAACGAACAGUCAAUGUUCGGUCUGUGAGUACGGUUGAGUUUUAACUUAAAAUGGAUGCUACAAUGAACUGUUUUUAGCGCUUUUGUUUAGUUUUUCUAUCACAAAAUAUCUCUUGACUGAAGAAAAAAGAAGGACGGAGGAGAGCAGAGGAGGCGGGUUGAAAAUAGUGAAUGUGUGAAAGGGUAUGACUUCUGCCACUUGACCUGAACAGGAAAAGCAGGGGACCACGGUGAAUCUACAUCCAAACAUGCACGGGCACACACACCAACAUAUAUAUAUAUAUAUAUAUAUAUAUAUAUAUAUGUAUUAAUAGUUAUGAUUUGUAUUAUUUAUACAAGGAAAUUACCCUCCCUAGCUGGGAUUGUUUGCUGUUGUUAUUUUAAAUAAUCAUGUUUUAUUAGGGUAACAUGAAAUGGCCUACGCAAAAUCCUUUGCUCAGUCCCCCCUUUUACUGCUGAAGGGGAAAAAAGAGUGGAGGGGAGCAAAACUAAGGUGAAGGGAGGGAAGGGGAGAGGUUAGGGGAGUGUGUGAUGUUCCCUUUUUUCUGUCUGCCUAAAUAAAUUGUGAGGGGGAAAGAUGCAUUUAAAAACUAAGCAAACUGUGUUCUUUAUGUUUGUUCUUCAAAAGACAAUGAGAGCAGAGUUUACACCUGAAGUUAAUACAUUAAAAUAAAUGUCUGUUCGCUUUCUAAAAGAAAGCUCUGGUUUUAGGGAGGUGUAAACUGUUAAAAAGCGUAUCAAAUCUGUGUUGACUGUUUUUAUUUGAUCUGUUUGUUGUUUAUGAUAAUUAUUAUUUUGGAGGUUUACCUAUUUGUUCAAGCUCUCUUAUCUGUAAAUAUUGUACAGUUACUUGAGUCUCUAAAGCCCAGUUCCUCUUCUGUACAUGCUAUUCCUGUAUUUGACAAAAGCAAAUAAAAAAUUUAAAUUGAUGAA